GCCCUUCCUUUCUUGUCCUAGCCUCCCGUUCUCCAGUGUUCUCAGGUAAGCCCACCAACAGUCCCAGCUCAUGAUGGAGGCCAUCAAGAAAAAGAUGCAGAUGCUGAAGUUAGACAAGGAGAAUGUUCUGGACCGGGCUGAGCAGGCUGAAGCUGAGCAGAAGCAGGCAGAAGAAAGGAGCAAACAGCUAGAGGAUGAAUUAGCAACCAUGCAGAAGAAGCUGAAAGGAACAGAAGAUGAGCUGGACAAGUAUUCUGAAGCUUUAAAAGAUGCCCAGGAGAAGCUGGAGCUGGCAGAGAAGAAGGCAGCUGAUGCCGAAGCUGAGGUGGCCUCCUUGAACCGUAGGAUCCAGCUGGUUGAAGAGGAGCUGGACCGUGCUCAGGAGCGUCUUGCUACUGCCCUGCAGAAGCUAGAGGAAGCAGAAAAAGCUGCUGAUGAGAGUGAGAGAGGUAUGAAGGUGAUUGAAAACCGAGCUCUAAAAGAUGAAGAAAAGAUGGAACUCCAGGAAAUCCAGCUAAAGGAAGCGAAGCACAUUGCAGAAGAGGCAGACAGGAAGUAUGAAGAGGUGGCUCGUAAGUUGGUGAUUAUCGAAGGAGACUUGGAACGCACCGAGGAACGAGCGGAGCUGGCAGAGUCUAAGUGUUCUGAGCUGGAGGAGGAGCUGAAGAAUGUCACCAACAACCUCAAGUCUCUUGAGGCUCAGGCGGAGAAGUACUCUCAAAAAGAAGACAAGUAUGAAGAGGAAAUAAAGAUUCUUACUGAUAAACUUAAGGAGGCAGAGACCCGUGCCGAGUUUGCUGAAAGAUCGGUAGCCAAACUGGAGAAGACCAUUGAUGACUUGGAAGACGAGCUCUAUGCCCAGAAACUGAAGUACAAGGCCAUUAGCGACGAGCUGGACCACGCCCUCAAUGACAUGACCUCUAUGUAACUAUCAGGCAGCAGUGUGGGGUUGGGUUCCUGGCUUGUGGGUGAGGGUGCAGGCUGCGUGGAGUGCGCUUGGGUUUUGUCCUUGACUCACAGCCUUCACCCAACGUUGGUGCUGGUUAUUUGUUUGGCAGAACCUGGGGAGAUGUUUAAUCUUGGAUAUAAUUUGUGUUCUCUCUUACUCUCCCAUCUAGUUCUAUCAGGGUCUAAUUCUGUAAGCCAUGUUGACCCCAAACUCCAGAUCCUUCUGACUUAGCAUCAGCCACUAAGAUUACAGCCAAGUGCCAUGCGCCCAGCUCUCCUUUGCACUGGGUUUUCACUCUGGUUACUCAGUGCUGGGUGUGGUGGCACACAGCUGUAAUCCUUGCAGUCUAUGCUAAGGCAGAAGGAUUGAUGCAGGUUCAAGGCCAGCUAAUGCUGCAAGGCAAGACAGGGUCUCAAAAGUAAAACACAAAACGGACGUGGUGGUGCGUACCUUUAAUCCUGGCCUAGGUGAUCUCUUGAGUUCCAGGAUAACCUGGUCUACAUAGUGAGUUCCAAGACAGCCAAAGUUACAUAGAGAGACCCUAUCUCAAAAAACAAGAACACGUGAACACAAAUCUUUAUUUGUGCCCUGAAAUGAAAGCUAAUGGGAGAUUUCUGUGAUGAGAAGCAGCCAGUUUAAGAAUUGAGUGGAGUCCCUAAGCAAGCCAACCAGUGAACAGCACCAAAAGUUUUGGGGGACUUACUUGAUUCCUAAUGCUAAUCUGCGUCUUCUGCCCACUAACCCGGAAGUGGCUGAGUGUUGUACCUGAAGUGUCUGGCUCUCCCGCUCUUUCCCCUUUCCCUUCUCCCAAGCUGCUGCCUCAGUUGAGCCAGCCCUUCUCACCCGGAGUGUCCUUUUCCAUACAGAUAAACUGUCACCGUUUCUGCUCUGUUCUGGAUCUACCCCCUUUCCUUGGGGAACCCAACACCCCACUCGCUCUGGAUUCCAUUUGGGUCAGCCUGGCUGGUUCCCAAAGCCUUAGGGCUGGGGCUUGGGGGAAACAAAGCAAUUUACAUAUUUGCUUUCACCCCCAUCCCAGAUUAAAAUGUUAAGCUGCCAGAAGCCUCAUGUCCUCCUGCCUUUGUUAUUGACAAAGCUGUUAAGACGGAGCCUUGCCGGUGUGAUGUGGGGACGGCCGUGUUAGGCUGUCCCCUUCUGAUUCAUGUAUAAUCAAAGCUACUUUUGUGUGUGUGUGUUUUCUUGACAUUUGAACUUGCUGAUUGGAGUCUUGUCAGAGUGGUGAACGGGUAAAGGCUCCUCAUGGUAGGAAGUUAGUGUUAUUUCUAAGUUCUUCAAUAGUCUACGUGGAGCAUUUUCCUUCCCUUUGGCCCUUUCCCAUAUAGUAAGGUCAACAGACCAUUGAAUCAUUUCCUAAUAUGCUACCCUUUUGCCAGAGAGUCAGACAUUACAUCCUUAGAGCACACUGGGCCUGUGUGAUCCAUCCUUACAGUUAAAUAAUUCUAUCAUCCUAAGUCACAGAAAAACAUGUAACAUAAUGGCUUGAAUUCUCAGUAGAUGUGCUUUCGUCUUUAAACCUUUCUCACUUAUUUGAGGCUGCUACCAUUUGUUCAACUUUGUUUUUUAAUGGGAUAUCAUUGAGACACACGGUAGAUGAUUGGAAAAAAUGAAAACAACCAGUCAUGUACACAUGCGGGUAAUGACUUACUAUUAAAUUUCUACUAGUGAAAUUCUUCUGGGUAUAUAUUGUAGAAUUGAAUAUCAGCAUUUCAGAAGUGUUCCAGUUUGUACAGCUAAAUGCUGCAUAGUAUUUCAGUUUCUUAUCAGAGUAUGUAUUUGAAACUUGCUUUUUCUUCUCCGUGUCCAGGGCUAUGGAUGUGGCACAGUUGGAGAACACUCACCUACUGUGCACAAGGCUCUGAGUUUAAACCCCAGAACCACAGAGAAAGAAAGAAGGGAAGGAAGAGAGAGAAAGGCUAUAGCUAGUAGGGAAGUGUUCCCUAAUCUCGGUCAGACUCCUUUACCUGGACUGUCUCUUCCUGCCACACAGCCUUUGAGACCGAGGUAGAGGUGGGCUUAUUUAGCAGGUGCUGACAUCUAGAUAGAUACCCUGUUCAGAUAGAUGAAUACAGGUGAGGAACCGCCUGCAUGCUCAGGUUGCUCUGAAUCUUCUAAGAAGAAAGGACAAGCCCAAAGUCAAAAGCUGCUGGGUGAGCUGCAGAUAGUAAACUUUGGGGGGCUAAGUGGGAGGGCACUGACUCCAUGAUGGCUCUCAAAUUGGAAUUUUUGAGCUCUGUUUUGAGACAGUUUUGCACUAGCCCGGGCUGUCCUAGAACUCAGUGUGUACCCAAGCUGUUCUUGAGAUCAUGGCAGUCCUGCCUCUGGCCUCCCAAGACAUGUAUCACCACUAUACCAGGUUUAGAAUGGAUUUGUUCAUUUUGUUUUGGUGAUAGAGAAUUCUGAACACAGAGCCUUUACCACUGAAAUUCAUCACCAGCCUCAGUCAGGAUUGGCUUCUGAUGAGCAAAAACAAGGUUAAAAAAACCCCACAGCUAGGAAAAGAUAAUAGCUGCAAAGGUAAAUUUGGGAGACAGAACAGUUCUUAAAAGUCCUGCUGGGAAGCUUCGUUGGUGUUUGAUAAGUGAUGGAAAUGCCACUGUAGUACAGAAGUAUGUGCUAUGAUGUGAACACCUCCCUCCUAAGACGAGUUCAUCUGAUAGCUAAGAAAAGAUGGUUGCAUCUGGGCAUGGUGGGCAAGCCUGUGAUCCCAGCACCUGGGAGGUAGGUCGCUGUGAGUUCAAGACCAACCUGGUCUACAGAAUGAGUUCCAGGACAACCAAGGCUACACAGAGAAACUCUAGAAACCCUAUCUCUGAAAAA
Messenger RNA from Peromyscus eremicus (cactus mouse), 3787 nucleotides. It is a transcript of the gene Tpm3, whose product is annotated as tropomyosin 3. The record is from RefSeq and is a predicted model, not a curated record. The transcript has 9 exons. Bases 71 to 928 code for a protein of 285 amino acids. Gene Ontology annotation, biological process: muscle contraction; actin filament organization. Gene Ontology annotation, cellular component: actin filament. NCBI's taxonomy places the organism in Eukaryota, Metazoa, Chordata, Mammalia, Rodentia, Cricetidae. Gene Ontology annotation, molecular function: actin filament binding.